Molecule: messenger RNA, 1473 nt
Organism: Peronospora matthiolae
Lineage: Eukaryota; Oomycota; Peronosporomycetes; Peronosporales; Peronosporaceae
Source: the annotation of a GenBank genome assembly
AUGGCCACGCAUCGCCGGACCGACUUUACAGCCGCUAAUGACCCAGCUAGUCUGCGUGCGUUCAAUAGCGUCGGCGCAGCCCUCGGGGCCACGUUCGCUCUAAGUUUUACCGAAGCGUGUCUCACAAUAGAGCGUCGCCCUAUUCCGUUACGAUUUGCGGUUACAUUCGCUGCUCUAAACGUAUUCCCGAGCGCCGUAUGGAGUACCGUAUCCGCGCGCCACGUCGCUGCCGCGUCAAACGUGGCGCGAUCGUCUCUUGUACAGACUACAGAGCUCACUGGAUCGCGCUCUUCAACUGUAGGCAAGCGUCUAGUGCUCGUCAAGUCGGUGCGGGCGCUGCGUAUGAUUACGGGGAGUUACGGAGUCGUCUGGAGUUUCUUGUCGUCUAAUUGGAUAGGGCAGCGGCUGUAUCCCAACCGAGAGGUGUGUACGUAUACCGAAAGGGUACUCCGUCUCGCCCCUAUCGACUCAGCUCUAUCUCGAAUAUCGCGACGACGAUACGCUGACCAUAUCGUGGCCGUGCCAAUAGGGGAAAAGGGGAGCGGAAUAGAGCACGAGAACGAGAACGUGGCGUGGGAUAAAGUCGGUCUCGACGUUAUUUUACAGAAGGAGAUACGGAAGACGGUAAAGGUCAUGGAAGUGGAAAUUCCGGAUAAAACGCCAUUAGAGUCGACAAUAGCGUCCGUGCGGACGUUACAAGCGCAAGUGUCAAAGAACGGGCAGUCGUCGUUAUCUUCAGUGGCAGUACUGCCUCAUAGUGACCAAGUGAUGAUCCCUUCGUCAGUAGUGGCUACAUUUGACGUGUGGUUCAACCCAAUGUCAGCGGUUCUGACGUUCAUUGCUGCCGUUUGCCAUAAUCGCGAUGAGAAGCACGUGGUGAUUGUAGCAGAUUGGGCCGAAUCGGGUACAGACGUUGAUAAGGAGGUGGCAGAGGUCGAUGGAAAUGGCAGCAAAUUUAUCUCGAGGUCACUAUUGACAGGUGGAUUAUUAUACCGACAUGGGAUCACAAGUCGCGUGUGUAGCCAUGUCGAGGUGGAGAGUGUGGAGUUGAUGGACUCGAAGGUGGUCGUUCUUAUUGGCACAAGUUUGAGAGCUGCGCGGACGUUGAUGAGGAAGGUGAUUGAGCAGGGUGGGCUCGCGCAGGAUCAGUACCUGCCGUGCUUUGUCGUGGAAGAGAGUUUGGCUGGUCAAAGCGGGUUAAGUGAAGAGUGUCAAGCCCAUUCUGCCCUGUUGGAGAAGACCGUCAGUCUGAAGUCACUAGAGGAACUGGAAGGCGCAAUGGAUGAUCAGCAGGAACAGCCAACGUACUUUUCUAUCGCUGAUGUGAGUGACCAAACGCUGCAAGGAAUCCGCCAACUGCUACGCCAAGGAGAAGAGCCGGAUGCGAUCCAAGCAGCAUUGUAUCGAGCGUACGGCACUCAGCGUGUAGUUGCACCCCAUCGUCUCGACCAGUUUUCCAACAUGGACGUCUAA